Molecule: messenger RNA, 1578 nt
Organism: Phragmites australis (common reed)
Lineage: Eukaryota; Viridiplantae; Streptophyta; Magnoliopsida; Poales; Poaceae
Exons: 4
Coding region: 1-1578 (525 amino acids)
Source: RefSeq, a predicted model, not a curated record
AUGAGAGCGAAUGGUAGACUUCCCUAUGAUGAUCAUGAGAGAGCUAUAAAACUGCUUUACAGUCUAGAUUGUAAGGUUUGGGAGGUCAAAGUCAUUGCUAUUAUUGAGUCCCCUAUCUAUGAAACUCUCACUGUGGAUGAGUUGUAUAGCAAGAUUAGAUUUACUAAGAUUGACAAUGAGACUAAAGCCAAAUAUAAGAAUCCGUCAAACCCUCAGAGUAUAGCCUUUGUUUCGGGAGGUGGCCAGUCGAGUGACAGUUCUAAUCUUAUUAACACCUCACAUUUUGGUUUUGCUUUAUCAUCUUUGGUUUCUAUCACAGAAGAACAGGUGGAUGCUCUUGGAGACGAGGAGCUAGCACUGAUCAAGAAGAAGUUCAACCGCUUCUAUGAAAACAAAAGAAACCGAAGGAGAGGCAACUCCAAGGGUUAUUUUGAGUGCGGAGAUCCGAAAUACUUCAGCGCUGACUGCCCCAAGAAGAAGAAGAAGGUCGAGGCUGACAAGCCUAUGUACAAAAAGAAGAAGUACUUUGAUCGUGAGGCUUUGAAGAAGGACUUCCGCAAGAAGUUCAAGGUGAAGGGACGUGCCUUCCUCACCUCCCUCAGCGACUUUGAUGCUGACUCAAGCGAUGAUGAUUCCUCAAGCUCAAGUGAGGAUGAGGACAAGAAGAAGAAGAAGAUCAUCGACAACCUCAAUGGCUUGUGCUUCAUGGCCGGCAACAAUAGCGACACCGAGUUGGACUUGGAGGUACAACUUUCUGCUGAUGAGCUCUUUAUGAAAAUAGAUGAACUAGAAGAUGCUUUGGUAGCUCAAGAUCGCAAUCUCAAAUAUGCUUCUAUGGUAGAUGAGCUUGAGAAAGCUAAGCUUGUUUUAGAAGAGCUUAAAUCUAGAUCUAUUUUGCUAGGAGCUUGCAAAAAUUGCCCAAUCUUGAAAUUUGAGCUUUCUGAGAACUAUGCUAAGCUUAAGGAUUUUGAGAACAAACUAGCUAAUGCUUCUAGCCCUAAGGCUAUUAUUUUAGCUUGUGAUACAUGUGCUUCCUUGUUAAAUGAAUUGCAUACUUGUCAAGCUGAAAUGUUUAGAUUAGAAGAUGAGAACAAGCUGCAUAGGUCUAUGUUGAGUUGGGUGUCUACCAGUGAACCACAAUUAGGAGGACAGAGGUUUGGACAACAUGUGGAUCAUGGAUUCGAGCUGUUUGCACCACAUGAUCAGAAAUCCCAAAUGGUUCUCCAUCCUUACCCCAGAGAGUACAUCACUUUUGGGGAUGACAACAGCGAAAAGGUAAUAUCAGUUGGUGUCAUCAAGGUAAAUGAUUCCUCUGUACUCAAGGAGGUUGUUUUGGUCGACAACAUGAAGUACAAUUUACUAUCAGUUUCGCAACUUCUGGAGGAUGGCUUUGAAGUGAGCUUCAAGAGAAAUGCUUCCCUCGUUAUUGAUUCUUUUGGUGAUCUUGUGUGUGGUGAACAAGAAUUGAGCGAGAGCAUCUUCGUUAAUGAGGACUUUCCAGCUCUAGUUGAUGGUGAUGAUGCUGGUUUCCAUCCAUCACCAGCUGCUCAAGAGCUACCUUCUGCUUCCAUUACAUGA